CAAUACAAAGUUGAUUUGAUGAGGUCCCUUUUUCUUUAGAUUUUCUUCUCCUCCAUUGCUAAAUCUUAGAGAACUCUGAAGGAAAAAGAUCCGAUCUUUGUGAUUUGAGGUACCAAUUUUUUCUGCAAGGAUGCUUAUUUUCUUGGAUUUUUGAACUGGCCCAGUGAUUUUGUUUGGUGGGUUUGUUUCUCCCUCCAUGGCCUUCUUUACUUUGUUUUAUUAGCACAUAUGGGUCCGAUCCAUCUUUGUAGGGUUGCCAUGGAAAAGAGCGUGGGUCAUUUGCCCAAGAUCUGUGUGCUCUCAAUUUCCCCCCUUCUUAUUUCCUCCAUUUCCUUUCCCUUCUAUUUAUCUGUAGUUCUUCUCUUCUCUUGCUUUGUCUACUGAAUCUGAUAGUUCAAGUCUCUGAGUUUCUGAUAGAGAUCUUCUGUGAUGAUGGGUUUUCCUCUCAAUCGAAGAGGGGUUUUCGAGUGACGUGUUUGGCUAGCUCUUCAAGAUUCAAUCUUUCUUCUUACACAUGGCGUCGAAACCUGGUACCGAUAGGCAUACAUCUUCAACAAGAAUUCCAGAGAGUGGCAAUUUAGAGAGUUUAAGGUCAAAAGAGUUUCUUGCCAACGACUUCGAGUCGAGCUUGAAUUUGGCUAAUUCCCAGAAAGCACCCGAAGCAAGAUUUGAUCCGGAAAAGAAGGCCUCAGGAGGAGGUGGCACACUCAAAGACAGCUCAGCCUCUGCAGAAGUUGGCAAUGCCGACAACACUUUUGCAAAAUCAAGUGGGAUUGCCAAAACCAGCGAGAGUGGAAAGAGCAGCAUGUACAGAGGCAGCACCAGCAGCGACUUAAGUGACGAAAGCACCUGCAGCAGUUUGAGCAGCGGCGCUAAUAAACCCCAUAAAGGAAAUGACUCAAGAUGGGAAGCCAUACAGGCGGUCCGAGCCAGAGAUGGGGCUUUGGAUUUGAGACACUUCAGGUUGCUGAAGAAGUUGGGGAGCGGCGACAUUGGAAGUGUGUAUCUCUCUGAGUUGUGUGGCACAAACUGUUAUUUCGCCAUGAAAGUUAUGGACAAGGCUUCACUGGCAGGGAGAAAGAAAUUGAUGCGUUCCCAAACAGAGAAAGAGAUACUGCAGUCCCUAGACCACCCUUUCCUUCCUAGUUUGUACACCCAUUUCGAGACGGAGAAGUUUUCUUGCCUUGUGAUGGAGUUUUGCCCGGGAGGUGACUUGCACACGCUUAGGCAGAAGCAACCGGGGAAGCAUUUUCCGGAACAAGCUGUCAAGUUCUACGUCGCGGAGGUUCUCUUGGCUCUCGAGUACCUUCACAUGCUCGGCAUUGUGUACCGCGACCUUAAACCAGAAAAUGUUUUGGUCCGUGAAGAUGGACACAUCAUGCUGACCGACUUUGACCUCUCCCUCCGGUGCUCGGUCAGCCCGACCCUGAUCAAGUCGUCGUCCGCGUCGCUCGAGUCGGAGACGAAGGGCGGUUACUGCGUCCAGCCCUCAUGCAUCCAGCCGACCUGCGCGGUCCCCACUUCGUGCUUCGGGCCCCGCCUCUUCUCGUCAAAGAAGAAGAAGGAGAAGAAGGCGAAGAACGAGAUCGGGAACCAGGUGAGCCCGUUGCCGGAGCUCAUGGCCGAGCCGACCGGGGCCCGCUCGAUGUCGUUCGUCGGGACCCACGAGUACCUGGCGCCCGAGAUCAUCAAGGGCGAAGGGCACGGGAGUGCGGUGGAUUGGUGGACGUUCGGGAUCUUCAUCUUCGAGUUGCUCUUUGGGAAAACCCCGUUCAAAGGGUCGGGCAACCGGGCCACCCUCUUCAACGUCGUCGGGCAGCCGUUGAGGUUCCCGGAAUCUCCGAUGGUCAGCUUCUCUGCCCGAGACCUGAUCAGAGGGCUGUUAGUGAAGGAGCCGCAGAACCGGUUGGCCUACAAGAGGGGAGCGACGGAAAUCAAGCAGCACCCGUUCUUCGAAGGUGUGAACUGGGCAUUGAUCCGGUGUGCGAGCCCGCCCGAGGUCCCGAGACCGGUAGAGUUCGAGAGAAUGCGGGCCCCGGUGGCGGCCAGUGACCCGAAAAGCGUCGCCGGAGAUGUUCAGUGCCAACCGAACUCUGAUAAUUACCUCGAGUUUGAUUUUUUCUGAAGUAGGCGGCCAUGUGUUAUUCUGGUUUGAUGUUUUUUUUCUUCUUCUUCUUCUGAAAUUGUUGUUGAAAAGGAUACGAUGAUGUUCUUGAACGUUAAUUAAUGGUGACAAGAGAUUCACAAAUCAGAGUAUAUUGUUUUUGUGUUAAUGAUGACAAGAGAUUCAAAGAUCAGAGUAAUGUUUUUGUGUUGAUGAGAACAAAAUAAAAAAAAAAUUAUAUUGAUGAGAAUUUUUUUUUUAAAUGUGUUGUGACUUGUGAGAACAUUUUCUUAAGAAAAUUAUGUUGAUGAG
Cuscuta campestris is the source of this 2416-nucleotide messenger RNA. The record is from the annotation of a GenBank genome assembly. NCBI's taxonomy places the organism in Eukaryota, Viridiplantae, Streptophyta, Magnoliopsida, Solanales, Convolvulaceae.